CAUAACUCGCUCUCACGUCCAAUCUACAUAAUAACAAGUAGUGAUAUGCGUAAACUGAGUGGUGGCUGCGUCUUGAAUAGCACCGCAUAUCCUCUCGACUCAUCACUAAUUCACGAGGAUGUCCAGUCGGGUGUGGCCACUAGCACUUUCACUCUGCAUCCUGGUGAACGGAAGCAAGUCCGUGCAUACAACUGGAACACAUCACUAUGGCUUGGAUUGUUCCGGUGUGUGUGAUUGUGCCGAAUAUGAAGAUUGCGAUGAUGGAUUGGCAGGUGAUGGUACUUGUUCGUGCGCUUUCGGCCAAGAAACUCUGUGUGGUAUCCCACACAGGCUGAUACCUACACCGGAAACACCAGCGUUGUGUGACAUCGACAAGCACCUCCCAUGCGACUCUCUUAGCGAGCCGGAAUUAGGAUGCUUGUGCACUCUCGAUGAGCUGAGAUUCCACAAUUGGACUCUGCGACACGUGUCCAUUGAUAGCGGCUUUCAUCGCGCACCCCGCAGCAUUCCCAAUGCGACGGCUGUGCGUGUGCUACCUAUGCCUAUGCGAGCAGCUUGUUUGCGACUGGUGGCCUUUGACAAUGCAACAUCGUUGCUGCUGAACUUAUCUCCGUCAGAGAGCACGUCAACGAGGUUCACUGAGUUGUUCAGUGGGCGUGCGCUGUUCCCCGGCUCACUUCCUUUUGCGCAUGUAUACGGCGGACAUCAGUUCGGUACAUUCUCGGGACAGCUCGGUGAUGGGCGGGUAAUCAGUAUCGGGGAGCUUAACAAUUGGGAAGUUAGUCUCAAAGGCGCGGGCAGAACACCACUGUCCAGAGCUGGUGACGGCAGAGCUGUGUUGCAGAGUGUGUGUCGCGAAUUUUUGGCAAGUGUGGCGCUGACUGCCCUUGGCGUCCCCACAACGCACUCACUGGCUGUCCUUGGAUCAGACGACAUGGCCGAUGCUUUACUCAGGGACGAAUGGUACACUGGGGAGUUACUAUCCAACUCGGCCGGGAUUCUGGUGCGCGUUGCACCGACGUUCCUUCGCUUCGGUACUUUUCAGCUGGCAGCCAGACGGCAAGGCGCAGAAAGCCUCGUGAAGUUAGCAAAGUUUGCUCUCAGUAUUAUAGCUGAUGUAGAAGCUACAGAUGACCGCAGCAUUGUCUACCUAGACAAAGCCCUUGCGUACUACGAUUCUGACGCGUUUCCUCGAGGUAUGGAUGCUGAAACCCAAGAAACUUGUUUCUUUCGCGCCAGAAAAAGGCCCAGCUGUACCGGAAAAGCUGGAGAAAGCACCGCCAGUAAUGAAGGAGUUCUACGUUGCCUUCUUGAGAGAGUCGUUGCACGAAGUGCAUCGUUAGUCGCUGCAUGGACUGCGACAGGAUUUACGCACGGGGUGAUGAACACAGAUAACAUGUCCAUCCUGGGCAUAACCCUGGACCUUAAUGUGUUUGGUUUUCAAGAAGCGUACGAUGAAGCGUAUGUACCGAACUUUAUCGACGAUGAAGCCCGCUAUGCAUUUGGCAAUCAGGCACAUGUUAUGCUCUGGAAUCUGGAACGAUUGGCAGACGCACUUAGUGGCGGCUCUCAGGGGCAAGAGCGGGAAUCAGCGAGAAGUAAAGGCGAGCAAAACAACAUGAACGAUUUGACAGAUUCUUGGUUGUCUGAUCGUGCGAGGACAACCGAACUGGGUCGAUUUCACAGUACCUACAAACUGUGCUGGGAUGCAAGACAGCGUAUACGACUAGGGCUACCUCUGACGCAAAAGACUCAAGGAGAUGACAUUAUUGAAUGUGAAAUCGGAGCUGAUGAUCAGGAAAGCGGUCAGGAAAGCUGCCAAAUCCGCGAAGACAAUCCAAUGGGCAGGGUCGAAAGUCUAUCUGAUGAAACUAAGAAAUUGGAUCCGAUUUUGUUUCAGUGGUUUAAAUGGCUUAGGUUGUCUCGAGCUGAUCUCAAUAGAGUGCAUCGGGCGCUCGCCGAUAUAGAUUUCGCUGAAUUAAUACAGCUGUGUAAUCGGAGUCUCGCUGACGAGGAAAUGUUCACUACUGCUAAUAAUCGAGGGGAUGAAACGGAGGCGAGUAGGGAUGUGCGUAAAGCGCAGGAAAUUGCACUGGUGCGACAGAAUGCACUUAUGCUAGUUACGAGUGCGGGAGUGUCCAAAGAAACUAUGGGCAGCGCACAGUACGAAUUGGUGGUCAACACACUAGAGUCUUGGCUCAGACAGUACAUAAAUACGUUGCAUGCCUCUGAGUCGACUCACAGCUUCACGCCCCACCGAUGGCAAAAACAUAUGCGAGCCGUAAAUCCGUCGGUAGUGCUACGAUCUCGUGCCCUGCGGAAAUUGACUAAGUAUGCGGCAGAAAAUGCCGAUGACGGCGCGAAUAUCUUAUCAGCUGUCACGGAGAUGGUUCGGCAUCCGUUUAAUACUAGCUCCACACUCGCCGUGGUUGACGAGAACAUCGAAGCCAUAGCGCUGCAGUCCCUGUCGGUCAUUCAGAAAACAGCGUGCGCAAGUACCUGCGAAGUUUCUUUUGGGCCUACUGGAGAAAGGGAGCAAAGUGGGUCUGCACUGUCUUCAUUUGGUGUGGAUACAUUGCUUAGUGUGGCGCGAGGACUACAACAUGCUCCUUUGGGCUGUGAGAUAUCAGGCUAUGAGAAGACUAGCUGCGGAGGACAAUAACAGGUGAAUGACAACAGGCAGCAAAGGACGUCUUUUGAAACAGGUUCAACAGAAAUUAAAGCCCCGUUUG
Molecule: messenger RNA, 2732 nt
Organism: Sphaeroforma arctica JP610
Lineage: Eukaryota; Ichthyosporea; Ichthyophonida
Exons: 12
Coding region: 119-2662 (847 amino acids)
Source: RefSeq, a predicted model, not a curated record